This is a messenger RNA of Tilletiaria anomala UBC 951, 1010 nucleotides long. RefSeq lists its product as uncharacterized. NCBI's taxonomy places the organism in Eukaryota, Fungi, Basidiomycota, Exobasidiomycetes, Georgefischeriales, Tilletiariaceae. Gene Ontology annotation, biological process: protein transport; endosome transport via multivesicular body sorting pathway; late endosome to vacuole transport. The record is from RefSeq and is a predicted model, not a curated record. Gene Ontology annotation, cellular component: ESCRT III complex; multivesicular body. Bases 300 to 920 code for a protein of 206 amino acids. The transcript has 5 exons.
GGAAGAGCUUGUCUAUACAGCGAUGGUUACGUCAGUCGUCCAACCCAGGCCAGAGUGUUGAUUGUGUUGAGUUGGGCUUGUGACUGGACGAGUGUCGCACGCUCGCGAUAUCGAGUGUUUGCAUCUAGUCGACGCGCCACCCUCUCGUCUCCCUGUGAUCGGUUGGCUGCGCCUCCGAUGAGCAUCGUGACGAUGGCUAUCAUUUGGUUGAAUACCGCUGCCUACAUAUCCAUACACUUACAGUGUACUGCCGCACAUAGGCAUGCACGAUUGGCCGGCAGAGCGCAGAGCGAGGCAAGAUGAGUGGUCUAGAGAAGUCGCUAUUUCAACUCAAAUUCACUGCCAAGUCGCUGCAGCGACAGGCUAAGAAGGCGAACAAAGACGAAGGAUUGGAGAAGGCCAAGCUAAAGAAAGCCCUCGCGCAAGGCAACACGGAAGGCGCACGGAUCUACGCAUCGAACGCGAUUCGGAAGAAGAGCGAAGGGCUGAAUUUGCUUCGAUUAAGCAGCCGAAUAGAUGCCGUCGCCAGUCGCGUCGAGACAGCCGUGACAAUGCGGCAGGUCACCGGCAGUAUGGCUUCGGUCGUCAAAGGGAUGGAUAGGGCGAUGGAGAGCAUGAACCUCGAGCGUAUCUCCUUGGUCAUGGACAAAUUCGAAACACAAUUCGAAGACAUGGAUGUACAGACUUCGUAUAUGGAAGGCACUAUGGGAGCAACAACCGCAUCAGUCACGCCACAGGACCAGGUUGACCUCCUACUGCAGCAGGUAGCGGAUGAGAACGGCAUCGAGCUCAACCACCAGCUCGGCGAAGCGGCAUUGGAGGGUAAAGUCGCAGAGCUGCAGCAAGCCGAGAAGGCCCCGGAACCAAAGGAGGACAACAAGCUCGCUGAGAGGCUACGCGCGCUUCGACCAGCAACAUAGCUCGUUGGCCGCUGCGUGCGCCGUUGUCUGUUGGGUUCAGAGUCACCCUUUCUUGUAUCAUAGCACAGAAUGCCAAUGCCGCAUACCUGC